Messenger RNA from Radiomyces spectabilis, 7391 nucleotides. RefSeq lists its product as uncharacterized. NCBI's taxonomy places the organism in Eukaryota, Fungi, Mucoromycota, Mucoromycetes, Mucorales, Radiomycetaceae. Gene Ontology annotation, molecular function: phosphorelay sensor kinase activity; protein binding; ATP binding. The coding region runs from base 74 to 7102 and encodes 2342 amino acids. The record is from RefSeq and is a predicted model, not a curated record. Gene Ontology annotation, biological process: phosphorelay signal transduction system; protein phosphorylation. The transcript is spliced from 18 exons.
CUUUUUUUUCUCCUCUUUGCCUUGCACCUUUUUUUUUUCGCCCCACAUUCCUCUUCCCCUUUCCAAACCAGUCAUGUCCAAUUCUGGAUCGACAGGAUCCUACACCGAUUCAACGGGCUUUACUGGGCUAUUAGGGGAUACGCUGCAAAUUCCAGGCUACCAUUUUAAAGCAGCACCUACACCUAGUCUAGCUCAUGGCGAGAACAUUGAUAUCGUUUAUGGCUACAAAAUUACCAACAAAAAGCCCGUGGUGGCCAAAGUAUCACCGAGUUCGCUACGUCUUGAAAGAGAGUUUUAUAUCAUGAAGCGACUCUACAAUAUGCCGGAUGGCCCCUCUUUUCUCGUACGACCUCUCGAAUACAUCAAUUUGCCCAGCGGAAUCACCGUCGUUAUUUACGCUGACGAAGGACAAAAUUAUCUCGAUCGUCGGCGAUCUUCGGACGAUACACGACACGCCGGCAGUGAACGAUCGUCUUCGGCUGGAAGUAGCGUUGCUCACGAUCUUAGCGAAUCAAAUUUAUUCUUGUCAAGCGAAGCUCGUCGACGUUAUCGUCUCCAUACCCACGACGCAUGCGAAGUGUAUUCACAGGGCUUACCCGCGGGACUCCCAGCUUCCGAACCGGCCUACGAUCUCGGUACCUUUUUACGUUUCGCUAUCAAAUGCACCGAUUGCUUGGAAUUCAUUCAUCGACACAAUAUCGUUCACGGCGAAAUUCGUCUUUCAGCAUUUCAAUGGGCAGGCGACGAUGGCAACCGAGUGAAAUUGUGGAACUUUGGUUCCAGCAGUAAAUCCUUGGAAACCUACCUUACCAGUGAAGGAUGGCGUAAAACGGUCAUGAACAAGGAAUCCAUGGAUCUGCUGAGGAACUUGCUCGUAUUUAUGAGUCCCGAACAAACCGGCCGUACCACUUACGUUCCUGAUCAUCGAUCGGAUAUCUAUUCAUUGGGUGUUGUGUUCUUUGUUCUAAUGACGGGUCGUAAUCCAUUCGAUGGAGGACCGCUCGAAAUACUCAAUGGUAUUCUCAGUCGAAAGAUUCCUCUUGUACAUGAAAUUCAAAUGGAUGUGCCUGAAAUCAUCUCUCGCAUCCUCGAGAAAAUGACGAGCAAGUCACCUGAUGAUCGAUACAGCAGUGCAUUUGGUGUUCGUGCCGACUUGAAAGAAUGUCUUAGACGUUUAAAGAACACUUCCGAUACGUCCUUGGAUACUAUUGCUCCCUUCCCUUUGGCAGAACAUGAUAUCGCCUCUGUAUUUACCCUUCCCAAGACCAUUUACGGUCGUCAGAGCGUUGUCGUGGAAAUGACUUACAUUAUUCAACGGGUUGCCGGUCUUUAUAAAUCCAUGCGGUAUCGACGCGAACGGUCACAAGCCGCCGUGUCCUCUACGCUCCCGACCAGCGAUGUCACAGGCAGCAAUGCCAGCGCCACCGAAUCCAUGAGCGACAUGUCUUCUUCCCAUGAGGUGGCCAGUAUAAUAGGCACCAAGUCCGUUGCUUCACCAAGCUAUUGCAGCGGAUUAGACGGGAGCGAUGUAUCGAGUGGAACGUCCCGAGCUAUUGGGAGCUCCAAACAAGGCACUGAAAUUAUCGCUCUGUACGGGCCUGGCGGAGUAGGAAAAUCGACCUUGUUUAACGCGGUACAGAACGUCGCCAGACAAAAUGGCUACGUCGCCAAUACCAAGUUUGAUGCUCGACAUAAAGGUCCUUACGGGUGCAUUCUGCGCUCUCUGUCUCAAAUUUUACAGCAAGUCUUGUCCGAAUCCGAGGAGGAUAUCAAGCAAUUUUACGACCAUCUUAAAAACCAUCUCGGCAGCGGCCAAUUUUACAACGUCGAAUUAUUGGCGGAUCUCGUACCGGAAUUGAAACCACUGCUUGAACCACGAGCAGCCAACAGUGAGCCCCUGGAAGCGAUUCACCUCGACAAUGUCGAAACACGCGUACGUUUCCACAAUCUUUUCAUCGAAGUGUUCCGUGCACUGUCCCAUUGGCGGAUGGUUACCUUGUUUUUGGAUGAUGCGCAUGAAGCGGAUGAAUCGUCUUUGGAAUUGCUAAAGUCUCUUGUGAGCUCGAGAAUCAAAAUCUUGCUUUUGGUCUCGUAUCGUGAUCAAGAGGUGACGCCCAAAUUGACGGAAAUACUCGAAAGCGAUUCCGCCAUCAUUCACUUCAUGAAAAUUGAAGCGUUGAGUUUCGAUUCUCUGGUAGAAUACAUCGGCGACGCCUUACAUCGACCCCGCGAAGUGUGUCAUGAUGCCGUGCUUCCGCUGGCCGAAAUUGUAUACAAGAAAACCCGCGGCAAUGCAUUUUACAUUUCGCAACUGAUCACGGCGUUGGAAAAGAAGAAAUUGAUUUUCUUCAAUUGGGAAGCCAACGAAUGGGACUACAAUAUCAGUGAAGUGCAGCAAGAAGUCAUUGCCGAUAGUGACUCUGAAAAAGAAGCCGAACUCGAUAUCAGCUUUCUCGUAGACCGGUUACGCGAAUUACCUAUGGACGGUCAACGCCUUUUGAAAUGGGCGUCGUUUGUCGGCAACACGUUUUCAUGGAAUACUGUCAAAAGUCUCAUGCUUCAAUCGGAUCCGGAAUCCGAAGCUUCCGACGCCGACACCGCCUCGGAUAACACGGCCAAAAGCGACAGUAUCGUGGUGGAGUCGCUGCAUCCCUUGAUAAAGUUCACCCACUCGGUAGGCGGCAACCGACCCAAUAAAAAGAGAAUGAGUACCGCACGCAACCGGGAUCCCAUCAGCGGUCUUCAAGCCGCUUUACAAGAAGGCUACAUUUUGCCUCUUGACAGCGAUGAAUUCAAGUGGACUCACGAUCGAUAUUCGCAAGCCGCCAUGGAACUGGCCAACCCCAAAAUGCGAGCCAAAAUUCAUCUGAAAAUCGCUCGCCAUCUCAUCCAAGAUGCUGAACCCGAUAUUUUUGCGGUGUCGGAUCAUUUGCUCAACUGCUUAGAUCUCGUGAUCGCAGAUAAUGAUGUGGAGCAAAAGAUGAAGUAUCGAAGUAUCCUGAUCGAUUCUGGUAAUCGAGCACGAUCCUCGGGAGCGCACAACAUGGCUUUAAAAUAUUAUCUCGGUGCUAUUCAACUCCUGUGUCCGAAUGCCUGGGAAACUGACGAUUAUACCACUGUACACCAUUUAUAUACUAAUACGGCAUCGUUGAGCUGGAUUGUCGCCGACUAUGAACAGACAGAAAGCAUGCUGCAGGAAAUUUUUGACCAUGGCAAAACCGCUAUGGAUCGUAUCGUGGCUUAUCGAAUCAAAUCCAAAUACUACUUUUCGCGACAGAUGCAUGAGGAAGGACGGCUGGCUCUGUACGACUGCCUGCGCGAACUUGGUAUUGAACAUUUCCAUUACGAGGCCACGCGUGAAAAUCUGUACGAGGAGUUCUUUUUGGUCAAGAAGAUGAUUGAGGACCGAGGCAUGGACAGUCUGCCCGCCAUACCACUCUGUCAAGACGAUCGUCUCAAAGCCAUCAUGGGCGUCGUGGAAGAAUUAUGUACUCUCGCCUACUGGGUAGGCAACCAAACAGAAGUGUUCUAUUUGGCAUGCAAAACGGUUCGCUUUUCGCUCGAGUCAGGGAUGGCCGCCGUGUCCGGCAUUGGUCUUGUUUUCAUGGGAUUGGCCGCCGUCGAGUUUUACAAACUAUACGGCUUUGCCGAGGAAUUGGGUGCAGCAGGUGUGGCUGUGAGUGAUCGAUUUGGCACGAACAACGAAAAAGGACGAGCGUUUUUCCUUUAUGCGAAUUUCCUGUUGCAGUGGAAAUACCAUUACAAGGAAGCCAUGCAGUGGUAUCGUUCUGGAUUACGUCUGUCUCUUGCCGCGGGUGAUCGUAUUUAUGCAUCAUUUUCACAUCUUCACAUCGCCACCACGGCAUUUUAUACGGGCGAAAACCUUUCAAUGACGCUUCACGAAGCGGAAGCCUGCUACGACGAAAUUCAUUCAUGGUCUACUUCUCUCGACACCAAUAUUCUCAUCAUGUCGGUUAUUCGAACUAUCAAGGCACUGCAGGGCCAUACUUAUACCAAUGAUCCGAAUGAAAUCUUUAACGGUGACGAUGGAUUCAACGAUGCUCACUUUGUCUCCGAAAGUUGCAGACAAAGCGCCAAUCCUGAUGUUCCCAUCAACUGGUACGAUUCUUUCCGCUUACUACCGUUGGUACUGUAUGGCCAUUAUAACUACGCCGUAGCGGUGGGGUACAUGUGCAUUAAAGGCUACCAUAACCAUCCGUGUCAUCGUCACACCCGUCUGAUGCUGUCCCUGCUCUCGCUCGCAAUUCUGGAGAAACUGCGCGUCGAAGACUUGGACAAGGAAGAAUACGACAUGUUUAUGGAACGAGUGCAGAUGAAUCAAAAUCAGCUUGGCGAUUGGGCCGAUCACAGUUCGAUCAAUUACCGGAUGUGGUGGACUCUGGUUGAAGCCGAGAUCUCCUCCCUUGGCACCAAUAUCGCCAAAACAUGUCAACUCUUUGAAGAUGCCAUCAAUCAAUGUCGCGAAGGAGGCUGGAGUCUCGAUCUAUGCAUUGCCCAUGAAUACGCUGGCAAUUUUUACGUCCGCGCCGGCAUGCGAAAUGUAGCUUACAAUCUUGUGAGAAAGGCGAUUGAUCUGUAUAUGAAGCAUGGAUCGUAUGGAAAAGCGCGUCAUCUGGGUGUGAAGCAUGCUCAGUUACUCAGUGAUCUCGAUGAUGAAAGAGAAGAAUCAAGAGAUGUUGGUAUCCAGACCGAUCCCUUCCCCUUCUUAGACGCUCAAGGUGCCUGGAGUACGUCGUCACUCGGCAAUAUAAAUAUUGUCAAUGAACCUUAUGCCUCCGAGACGAUUCCCCCCGUGACCACCGAGCAAACCCUCAUGACUUUGGAUAUCUUGGAUAUGGCUUCCAUUUUAAAGAGUUCUCAAGUCAUGUCUUCAGAAGUCAAAUUUGACGGUCUGUUAAAGUCAAUGAUCAAUAUUAUCUUGGAGAAUUCCGGAGCCGACUGCGGUGCUAUUAUUGUGAAAGAAGAGAAAUACGGCAUGUGUGCUUAUGGCAGUCAGCAAGAGGGAUCUAUGACAUUUGAUCCUCCACGACCUUUGAAAGACGAUGAUGAUCUGAUCUCGAGCCGUAUUGUACACCAUACCAUUCACACCGUGGAAUCCAUCUUUGUACAAAACGUGGAACAAGAUGCGCGAUUUGCUGUGGGACCUUGGUUCGAACGGGCAGGAAACAAAUCGGUUAUUUGUAUGCCCAUUAUUCACAAGAGUGCAUUAGCCGGUUGCCUGUUCUUGGAAGGUUCAUGCGGCAUUUUCACUCAACGCCAUAUUACCGUUCUCAGCCUUUUGUGUCAGCAAAUGGGUAUCUCCAUCACCAACGCUUUCCUUUUCAAAUCUGUUCAACGCGUCACCAUGGCCAACAUGAGAAUGAUUGAAAUGCAAAAGCAAGCGUUGGAAGAUGCUCGCAAGAGCAAAGAAGCUGCGGUGCGUGCCACUCGUCUUCGCGAGAUUUUCUUGGCCAAUAUGAGUCACGAAAUUCGAACACCUUUCUCUGGUUUUUACGGCAUGAUCUCAUUGUUGGCUGAAACAAGACUGGAUCCCGAACAGAGCGAUCUGGUGAAAACGGCCAAAGAGUCGUGUGAAAUGUUACUGCAGAUCAUUGAUGAUUUAUUGAAUUUCUCCAAGCUUCAAGCGGGCAAGGUCGCGUUGGAUUUGUCACCGGUGGCUCUGGAAGACAUUAUCGCCGAUGUAGUAGAAAUGCUGACGGCGAUGGCAGUACAAAAGAAUAUCAACAUUACCUUUACCGUAGCCCACGAUGUGCCGCCCAUUGUUAUGGCCGACGACAACCGUUUACGACAGGUGAUUAUCAAUCUGCUGGGCAAUGCUAUCAAAUUCACCCAUGAAGGUGAAAUCAGCAUCCGCUGUUUCGUCGCGGAGCAGCAAGGUUCAACCAAGGAUACGGACGGUCUUGUACUACGAUUCGAAGUCAUGGAUACCGGUAUUGGUAUCAGUGAUGAGCAACGCAAAGUGCUGUUUGUUCCCUUUUCGCAGGUCGAUGGAAGUACCACGCGCAAAUAUGGUGGCACCGGUCUUGGCUUGAGCAUUUGUUUGCAACUGGUUCAGUUGAUGUCGGGUACGAUUGAUGUGGCGAGUGUGCCUGGCAAGGGAUCGAAUUUCUUCUUUACGGCCAAGGUGGGCAAGGUUCCCAAGAAUGUCGAUUGCCGAGACAAGGUGAAUAAGCAACGUGAAAUGCAAAGCAUGCACGAUGCUUUGAGCAAUAUCAAGGUCUUGGUGGCGGCUCGUUACGCUUCGACCAUUGGUAUGGUGCGUCAUAUUUUGGACGGAAUUCACGUGGAUGGCGUGCGCAAAGCCGAGGAAUUACCUCAGAAUCUAGCCGCGGUGCCUUACGAUGUGAUUAUCCUGGGCCUGUUCCUGGGCAAGGAAUUCGAAGAUCCUUCGUGGGUGGAAAAGCUGACGUUCAAAAAGGAAGAUACGGUCAUGAUCAUCAUGCAUUAUCCGAGCGGCGUUCAAUUCCAGCGCAACCAUUGGAUCGAGCCUGUUGAUGUCAGUGUUGGCAAAGCCAAGGUGAUCCGUAUGGCGGUGCCGUUGCGUCGUGGUAAACUCUUGCGUGCCAUUACCGAUUCCAUGGCUCGCUCUACUCCGAGGCCGAAAAAGGCGGUUCAAUCCAAAGCAAACGAACUCAUCUCGGAAGAAGAACGCGCCUACUUUAGCACGUUGCAUAUUCUCAUCGCCGAAGAUAAUCCUGUGGCUCAGAAACUUUUGCUGAAACAGCUGACACGACUGGGAUUCCAGGUGGAGUGCGCCAAUAACGGACAGGAAGCCGUUGAAGCGUGGCUCAAACAUCCAGUGGGUUACUUUACCAUGGCAUUUUUUGAUCAUCACAUGCCUGUAUGCGAUGGUGUGGAAGCGACCAAACGUAUUCGCCAAAUCGAAAAGGAUGAAAACCGCACCAGUCGAUUUGCCAUUGUCGCGUUAACGGCCGACGUUCAGGAAAGCGCUCGCAAAGUGUGUAUGAAAGCGGGCAUGGACGGUUACCUCACCAAACCUUUGAAUCAGAAAGUAUUAGCGGAAGCGCUACGGAAAUACUGCCACAAACCAAUGGGUGCUUCUUCAUCAAAUUCUUCAUAAUUGUAAUUUUUUCCCCUUUCUUUCUUUUACCGAACCACCCUUCUUUCCUCCUUUGCUUUUUUUAUAAUUAUGUGCAUUUUGUAUUAUUACUUGCAAAUUUUUGGUUAUUCAUUUUCACGUACAUUUCAGGUACAUUUUCACGUCAUUUCAUACAUUGUAUUUAUUUACGCCUUGCGCAUGAAUCGGUGAAUGUAAAAAACGAAAAGACACAUUAUAUAAAUAAUCACCAUGUCUUGUAGACAAGAGGAAUACAAUAAAAUCAUAUCGGACAGGUCACCGAAUACAUUUA